Drechmeria coniospora is the source of this 363-nucleotide messenger RNA. RefSeq lists its product as uncharacterized. The record is from RefSeq and is a predicted model, not a curated record. NCBI's taxonomy places the organism in Eukaryota, Fungi, Ascomycota, Sordariomycetes, Hypocreales, Ophiocordycipitaceae. The transcript has 2 exons. Bases 1 to 363 code for a protein of 120 amino acids.
AUGCCGACAUUGGGCGAUUUCCGCCGAUGGCUGCAGCGCAAGCAGUACCAUUUCGAGGUGACGUUGAGUGUCUACAUGUUUACGCCGUGGGAAAAGUUUGCCUUUUACUCGAUCCUGUUCCUUCUCUGCAGCCUCGCCUUCAUCGCCGCCGUUCUCUAUCUCCCGCACCACAUCUCGAUCCUUGCCGGCCGGGCGUGGUACUACAUCAAGGGCGAGCAGAUUGACGUUGGCGCGUCGGCGCGCGAGGCGAUCAAGGAGAUGUCGGCGAGCGUCCUCCACGACGCCGCGGUGUCGACGUCAGCCGCUGCAACGGCGGCGCACCAUGCCAAGACGACGCUGGAUGCCAUCGAAAAGGAGCUGUGA